Biomphalaria glabrata is the source of this 6679-nucleotide messenger RNA. RefSeq lists its product as uncharacterized. Bases 211 to 2091 code for a protein of 626 amino acids. Gene Ontology annotation, molecular function: ubiquitin protein ligase activity; protein binding. The record is from RefSeq and is a predicted model, not a curated record. Lineage: Eukaryota; Metazoa; Mollusca; Gastropoda; Planorbidae. The transcript is spliced from 5 exons. Gene Ontology annotation, biological process: protein polyubiquitination; proteasome-mediated ubiquitin-dependent protein catabolic process.
UUAAUUUUUAUCAGAGAACUGUCGAUUUUCAGACAAUAACAAACACUUACACUGCCUUUUAUCUCCGUUUAUAGAAUAGUAACAGUUUAAAAUGUAUUUGGAUCUAGAUCUAUUUGCACUGCGCAGCAUUCACACAGGCCUUUAAACAUCGCUUUGUAGAGUCUAGAUCUAUAGAUUUAUUUUGGCAUAGACAUAAUAUUUUUCUCUGAAAUGGCAUCUAAACUAGAGUCAAAAAGUACCAGUGGCAGUACCGGCGUCUUGCAGUCGUAUUUCCAGCCGCUGGGUUACACUGAAACUCAGGAAAGAAGACUUCUUAGAAACAAAGAUGAAGAUUUUGAGAAGUGGCGAAAGUGUCUUAAAUGCCACAAUCCUCUAGAGAAACCUAGGGCGCUACCAUGUUUACACACAAUAUGCUUACAUUGCUUAAAAAUUCAUUAUCGAACCAUUAAAUUACAGGUUGCUGCACAUGAACGAGAAACACCAAACAGAUAUAACUUCUUCAGUUGGGGAUGCUUAUUCCCUUGUCCCAUUUGCAACUAUCCAUGUUACAUGCUGGCCGACAGCGUCAUCAUUUUACCCAUCAACAAGCGACUCCUCAAGUUGACCUUCAAAGAAAGGCUGCAUCGAUUCAUUGGUUUGAAGUACAGCACCCAACAAGCAGGCAUUGAGAAGACCCUUUUAAAAACACCUAUCAAUGUAUUGGUUCACAGAGAGAUCAGUAAAUAUUUCACUGCGCCAAGUAGCAAACAAUUUGUUAGUUUACCAACAGACUCAACAAUCAGUGCUACAACAACCAGCUUGGUGACUUCUGGGAAACAAGAUUUGAACAAGAAUGAGAACAGCACGGAGAGAAGCCCCAAUGUCUCCCAGCAGGACCAGAGAGAAUCCAGCCAGUCGCAUGUCACAUUCUCUCUAAGUCACUCGGCCUCUGACAUUUACGAAUCUGCGAGUGAAGAUUCAGCUGAUAAGGUUGCCGAUAUGACAGCACUGUUACAGACGCACUGGAACCAAGUCAUUCAAGAGUUCACUGGCAACUUUGAAGCCAUUGAAACCGAAGAUGAUUGCCCUUUGCCAGGAGAGCAAGAACCUGAACUGCUUUUAGAGUAUGAUCUCAGGUACGGAGAUGAAAACCUGGAAGUCAGACAUCCCAAUGCCAUUGCAGUCAACCCCCACACUGGUCACUUGGUCGUAGUGGACACCACCUGGAACAAGGCUGUCCUCUACAAGAUGCAUUCCAAGCCUUAUGGGUACAAAAAGUUUGAGCACCCAAUCGUUGAUGUUUGCUUUUACCCUCCGUCUAAAGAUCACGAGGAGCGUUUUUGCGCUAUGGGGCGUCGGGCUGAUAUCAAAGGAAUCAUGGUGUAUACUGCUCUCUUCAACAAAAACCCCCUUGACUUUCAGUGUAUGUAUCAAAAGAACCUAAGAGAUGUCAGUGGAAUUUUGGUUAUAGAGCCUGAAGUUUUGUUCUUGGCUUUGCCCUAUGCCAAUUCUGUGAUAAGAAGCAUCAACGAGCACCAGUUCAUUGACCUAGCUACCCGAUCUCAACAUGGACUUUACUACCCGACACACAUUGUUCACACUCAGGUGGGGGAAGUGGUUGUCGCUGAUACUGGCAACCACAGGAUUGCUGUCUUCUAUGGCCCGCAGUACAUGGCUUUUGAUUUUUACGGAGAAUUAGGCAGUGACUUUGGAAAGUUUUUCUACCCUUUGGGCUUAGCCACAGACAAGCAGCGGCACCUGUACGUGUGUGACUCCAAUAACUAUCGUGUACAGGUGUUUGAUAGCAGCUUCAGAUUUCAAAGCUGUCCAAUUAGACGGACAUUUCUGAUGUCUCCAUCUGUUUCCCAGGAUGUGAAGCCGGUGGAUUGUGCUGUCAACAAUAAACAAAAGUUGCUGGUCCUGUUUCGUGGUCGAGGUUUCAUUUCACUACAGAUGUAUAACUACUUUGAGCCUUUGUUAAAGCACGCUGUGGAAAAUGAAGUCCAAUCAUCCUUACCUGAACAGCGCUUUUGCUGGAAUUGUUUUCUGUGCUGCGCCUGUUCCUGUGAUAGAGGCAGGCCUGACCGAACCACCUAUGAGGUCAUCAACUGAUUCUAAUGACUUAGCUGUUGUUUUUCAAAACCUGUGCUACUGGUUCAAAUUAUUGUUUGCAUUUAAGCUUUUGUGAGCUCAUCUACGGACUCCAUCUUUAUCACUUUCCACGCUCAUAAUUAAUUUUUUACUUGGCUCCAAAGUUAACAUUAUUUAAAAAAAAAAUAAUGUCAUGUACAGAUACUAAACCUUAACUUUGAAACCUUAUUAGUUGAUAGAAUACUUGUACCAUGGCUAAGUAGUUGUGCACUUUGGAUUGUCAAGAGUACAGUCCAAAGGUCAAAUAGUUUUCAUUCCAGGCCUUGCUUACAUAUUUAGCUGGUCUACCUUAUAGUCUUCUUCCAGUGUUUUUUUUUUUUUAAUUCUAGUUUAAAACCAUUAAUUCUCAGCAUACUCUAAAUUGUAGACCUCUUAAAUCUCAAUGAAAUGCAGAAAAUAUCACACCAAAAAAAAAAAUCAAUAAAAAUCUGUCCCCUAAGAUAAUAUAAUUAGUCCAACGGCAAUAAACUCAGAAUUGAUUACUUUAUAUAACAGUCUAAAAACGUAGUGUCUUUAUAUAUAAAUCUUAAACUGUAUACACAUGACAAAGUGCUCAAACUACAAUUUUCAAAAUAUCAAUUUGGUCUUGGAUCAAGGCCUGGAUACAAUUUUAGAAUACUGCAUACUCAUGUCUAAAUCACUGCUUUCAUUUUCAUCACUAACAUUUCCUAUUAAAUAAAGAUAAAAAUCUCACUUUAUAUCAUUUAAGUCCUUCAAUAAUUAAUUAUCUAGACAUGACAACCCAAUGCCACAAUUUAGAGAUAUUGCUGAAAUUGAAAGCCAAUCACUUAACUGAAUUUAAAAAAAAAAUAAUUCUGCCAUUGUUUUUCAAAAGUAAAUUUAUAGGAUGCUCCCUUGGCCUCUCUUAGUGACCUAACUAGCAAGAUUUUAAUUUCAUUGGCUAUUAAUAUAUAUAUAUAGCAGUGAGUUUGUAGACCAAGUGCUGAAUGUCCCUUUUUGGGCGUAAUGGGACUUUAGGUUGCUAUGGUGCUGAAUGGAUUAAGGAUUGUUUGAAGAUUAUAAAAACUCAUUGUGACUAGAGAUUGAUUAUUCAACACAUGCUUACCCAAUAGCUUUAAAGUUAAAAUUGACUGUUAUUUAAUAAUAUUCAUGUUUAAAAUUGUAUACCUUCUUUAAAGUGCCUAGUAUAUUUUCAGAAAUGAAUACAAACAAAUAUUAAGUUAUAUAUUUAUGUAACAAAUAUUUAUGAUCACAUCAAUUAUUAUUUUACUAUUUCGUUGAUUUGUCAUUUUUGUUGGAAACUUUAUUUCUUGUUUAGUUUCACUUUUCAAAGAAAGAUUUGAACUGAAUGUCUGAGUUCUAAUACAUAAAUUGAAUGUCUCUUGUCUUUUGUUAUGUCUUUGUUAUUCACAAAUGCCAACGUUGUUAAUUCAAAGAAUCAGUAUUGUGCUGACAUUUUUUGUCCAAAUCUGCUAAAACUAUCUUGCUUUGAAGCCCUUUUGAAACUUUUGCCAUCUUUUUGAGUCAUUUCAAUGUGAUCCCUUUUUAUGAGACCACAUUAAGUAAAAUGAUACAAGAGUUGUCUAACAUUGAAUAGACUCUUAGAUGUUCUCUUGAACAGCAUUAACAUGUCCUUCUCCAUUACUGUACAUUGUAUUGAAUUGAAUUGAACAGCAUUAAUAUAUAAUGUUCUUGUAAAUCAACAUUGCACACUUUGACAUACAGAUUUUACUGUGACAUUUUUGUUUUCUGUACAAUUUGAUUAAAAAAAAUAUUUAUAUAAUAUAAAUACAUAAGGCCUUAUUGCUUUCAUCUUUGGACUUGAAGAACAAUCCUUAUAUUGCAUUAAGGCAGUGUUUCCCAAACUGUGUUUUGCAGAACCCUAGUGUUCCAUGAGGCCUGAAUAGGUCUUCCAUGAACUUCUGGAAUAAUUAACUAGUAUCUGUAAAAAGUAAGCAAAUACUUAAUACUCAGAAUGUGCGAAGUGUUCUGUUAAGGAAAUAGUUUGGGAAACAUGGCUUUAAGGAAUACUCAUCAAAUAUGUUUGCCUCUUAUGUUGACUGAUAUAGUCACUCACACUUUGAUGUAUUUUUUUUUUAACUCUUGCCCAUCAGAUGAUGAAAUAUAUUUCAUCCUAGCAUGGGAAUGCUGUGAAUAACUAAACGAGUUUGUAAUUACUAGCAAACAAAUUUAUUAUUUGUUAAAUUUUUCCCUAUACAUAGUGUAAGAUAUUCCCCAUUUAAAAAUCAAUCAUAAACAAUCAAACAAAAAAAUAAUAACAUCUACGUGAUUCUAGCUUUGCAGAAUUUCUUUUUCCUCCACCUUUUCAUGAUAAAACUUGUGAGUGUUUGGAAUGUAUUACAAAGAACUGAGCAAUUGAUUUUAAGUUUGUCUGAUGCACUACAGACUUUAAAGUAAAGAAUGUCCUUAGCUGGCAGACGACAAGGGCAGUUCUAGUGUAAAAAGGGAGACCAUCACAGUUUUAUUGUGUGAUCUUGUGUAAACAUAAUGUUUAUAUUUUGUUACUGUACAUGAUUGGUUCAAUGACUUAAAGUAGCACUGCUAACACAUUAGUAUUGACUUUGAUACAUUUCAACGUUGACACACAGUACAGAUUUUGAUCUGUUGAUGAAGUAUAUUUAUAAAAGGAAUUCUUAUUCCAAUUUCAAACACACAUUCCAGGCAAUGUCAUUUCUAAGUGUGAUUGAAUAAUAAAUAUAUUGAGGACAUCGUUUCAUUUUCAAAUUACUCAUUUUGACCUGUGUUAUCUUUACAACACAAAUCUAACAUAUUUUUGAUGUUAAGAAAAUAUCUAUAUUUUUUUAUAAACACUCAUUUUUGUUUCAUUUUUUUUUGAAGAAAUUUGAAAUGUUUCCUUAGAUUUGAUUUUUCUUUUAUAAAUAAAUGUAUUAUCAGAUGUUUUAGUGUGGUCACAUUGUCCUCUUACAAUAGAUUGUAUGUGAUAAAAUAGUCAGAAUAUCAGCAAAACUUGUUUCUAGCUAGAAUCAAAUGUGCAGGUCCCUUGUCAAGAAAUUUUUUUUUUUUAUAUAAACUGUCAUCUUUAUUGUUUCUCCAUUGCUGUGAAGAAACAAUUUUCUUAUCAAAUAUUUCUUUCUCUCUCCUUAAUAAAUAUUUGUGCAAUAAAACUUUUUUUUUCUUCUUAGAUAAACUGUACUUGACUGAAUAGUCAUCAAAGCACAUUUAUAGUCUGGAAGUGUAAAGAAAUGUACAGCGUACAAAAAGCAUGUGUAAAAAAAAAAUAUAUAUAUAUUUUAUUUUUUCAUCCUUUUGUAUUUUCAUUUAUUAGACACUAAAAAAAAACAACAGCAACAAAACUAAUAACUAUGACGCUUUAAAUAAGAAAAUGAGAUGAGAAUAAGUUUCAGGAGUAUUCAAUGCAGUAUUGUCUUAAGAUGAAAACUUCUUGUUUUGUUUCUGUUGUGUGAUUUUUCCUUGGGACAACUGCCGUGACCUCAUUCAUAAUUGACUGUGUUAAUCAGAUCAUUUUAGAAUUGCUCAAUGUAGAAAUUACAACCAGAAAAAACAAGCACCUUAUGUUUGACACUUUUUGUCACCAAGGAUUUGUUAUGUUUUAAUUGUUGAAUGAGUUUCAUACUAGUCUACCUCCAUAGAAUAAUAGAUGAACUAUCGAGACAUUAAUUCAAUGAUGCAUGAAAUAUAUAUAUAUAUUUAUACAAUGAUAGAUGAACUAUAGAUACAUUCAUACAAUGAUGGAGGAACUAUAGAGAUACAUUUAUACAAUAAUAGAUGAACUAUAGAUACAUUUAUACAAUGAUAGAUGAACUAUAGAUACAUGUAUACAAUGAUGGAUGAACUAUAGAUACAUUUAUAUAAUGAUGGAUGAACUAUAGAUACAUUCAUACAAUGAUAGAUGAACUAUAGAUACAUUAAUGCAAUAAUGGUUGAACUAUAGAUACAUUUAUACAAUGAUGGUUGAACUAUAGAUACAUUUAUACAAUGAUGGAUGAACUAUAGAGAUACAUUUAUAUCAACUAUAGAUAGAGAUAAAGAUAAACAGUUCUACCAGUGAGCACAAAUUUGUCAUUGUGAUGUUGAGGUCUGUCAACAUGCUGCACAAAGUGAUCUUUUUUUUAAUGUAACCUUUUUUUUCUUUUAUCAUUGCAUGCUGUUUUUUUUUGUUUUGUUUAUUUCUAAGUUUCAAGUAUUUAUCAUUCCUAAUUUUUUAUACUUUAAAGAAAAUGUUUUUGUGGUUCAUUUAAAAAAAAAAAAAGAAGUUUAAAAAAUAUAUAUUUCUGUGAUAAAUAUAAAACAAACAAAUUUUCCCAUUGGAAUAAGAACUAGACUUAUAUUUUGAAUGGAAAUAUACUUUUAUUUAAAAAAAAAAUUAUUUAAUGUUAAGGAUAUUUUGUUAUUUUGUGUGUGUAUGUGUGUUAUUAUAUCAGUUAUUACUUAAAGGAUACAGUUAUACAGAAUAUCAUUUUGUUUCAGGUAAGAUUCCUAUUCUGAGUUUUUGUUAUGUUUAUAGCUCUUGCACUAUAUGGGUACUGUAAAAGAUAUAUUAUAGACUGUGAAUGGAUCUGUUUAAUAAUAAAAACUUGUUUCAAUA